GCCAGAUAUGCUGCUGCCAGAGAUAGCACGGUUCAGUUCUUCUUCUAUCAACCCAUAAGUCACCAGUGGAGACAGACAGAAUUCUUCCCUUGCACAGUAACAUGCGGAGGAGGUUAUCAGCUGAACUCUGCUGAGUGCAUGGACGUCCGUUCGAAGCGGGUGGUACCCGAUCAGUAUUGCCAUUAUUAUCCUGAAAACAAGAAACCCAAACCGAAGCUGAAAGAAUGCAACAUGGAUCCCUGCCCUUCGAGUGAUGGAUUUAAGGAAAUCAUGCCCUAUGAUCAUUUCCAGCCACUUCCCCGCUGGGAGCACAAUCCUUGGACCACUUGCUCAGUUUCGUGCGGAGGAGGAAUUCAGAGGAGAAGUUUUGUCUGUGUGGAAGAAACCAUGCAUGGAGAGAUAUUGCAAGUAGACGAGUGGAAAUGUAUGUAUGCUCCUAAACCCAGAGUCAUGCAAGGUUGCAACCUGUACGAUUGCCCUAAAUGGAUAGCUCUGGAAUGGUCCCAGUGCACUGUGACCUGUGGCCGAGGGUUACGCUACCGAGUAGUUCUGUGUAUCGAUCAUCGUGGACAACAUACCGGGGGUUGCAAUCCUCAACUAAAACUCCACAUAAAGGAAGAGUGUCUAGUGCCAGUCCCUUGUUAUAAACCCAAAGAGAAAGGCCCUGUUGAGGCCAGAGUGCCUUGGUUCAAGCAAGCCCAUGAAAUGGAAGAGACCAGGACCGUGUCUGAAGAACCCACGUUUAUCCCCGAGCCUUGGUCCCCUUGCAGUGCCUCUUGCGGCCACGGUUCUCAGAUGCGUGAUGUCAAGUGCCGCAUUUAUCUUACGUUUACUCAGGCUGAGGUGGAGCUGCCUGACGAGGAGUGUGGCGAAGCCAAACCAUUGACCGAGCGGAGUUGCCACCUGGAACCGUGCGAGGCAGAUCCGGUCCCGUACACCUUACCUUUCCCACCCUCUGAAGAGGCUGGUAAUGUUUUUUAUGACUGGGAAUACAUCGGCUUCACUCCCUGCUCAGCUACGUGCCUUGGAGGGACUCAAGAAGCCAUUGCUGUCUGCUUGCAUGAAGAGACAAAGCAAGUCGUCAAUGAUAGCCUGUGUGACAGUUCAAAGAGACCCCCGCCAAUGAGCCAUGUGUGCAACACAAGGCUUUGUCCCCCAAGAUGGCAAGUUGGACCUUGGAGACAAUGUACUGCCACUUGUGGCGUUGGCAUCCAGACGAGAGAGGUGCAUUGCCAGCAACCUGGAGGGUCUGUUGAUGGACUUGAGAGCUGCAAAGAGCCAAAGCCUCAUUCUUUGCAAGCAUGCAACCAGCUUGACUGCCCCCCACUUUGGCAUGUUGAAGAAUGGCAACAGUGCUCCCAGACUUGUGGCGGUGGCACCCAGAACGGCAAGGUGACCUGCCAGCAGCUGUUGAUGGAUGGAAGCUUCCUCAAACUCAGUCAUGAGAAGUGCCCUAAACCCAGAUUGCCCAGUUCCAGAGCCUGCGCAAAUAUUGACUGCCCUCCUCAGCUGGUGGUGGGGCCCUGGUCUAAGUGCUCUGUAAGCUGUGGGGUUGGCACACAAAGAAGGAAAGCCACCUGCCAAAAGCGCACGGCCAGCGGCCAACAUCUGGCAUUAAAUGGAUCCCUUUGCAGCGGCUUUCCAGCAUCCCAGCUUGUCAGGCCUUGCCACAGGAAUGCCUGCAGAGGUCUGAAAGAAGAAAAGAAAUCCAGACUUUUUGACAAACCACAGAUACUCAGCAUCCAUAAAGUCUAUAUUCAGACAAGGCAAGAGAAGCGCAUUAAUUUCACGGUUGGAAGCCGAGCUUAUUUACUUCCCAAAACAUCUGUCAUCGUCAGGUGCCCUGUUCGGAGAUUCCAGAAGACGCUUAUCCAGUGGGAGAAAGAUGGGCAGCCACUCCAGAUUUCCAAACGUCUUGGCGUCACCAAAUCAGGGUCUCUCAAGAUCAGUAACCUUGAAAAUUCGGAUAUCGGAGUGUAUAAGUGUGUUGCCGGAUCUGCCCAGGAGAUCUUUGUCCUUAAGCUCAUUGGCACAAGCAACAGGCUCCUGGAAACUGCCACCAGCAGAAAAAAGGCAGGUGAGACCACAGACCACAACGAAUCCAACAGCUUCGGAGCGAAAUGGCACCAGAUAAAUGAGAUGUGGCAGUUGUGGAGCCAGAAAAGUCAACAAUAUCUGCGCGACGAACAAGUGAACGACCAGCCUGCCUUGGAAAACCUGAAAACGCAGAGGAGGAGUUCCGAAGAAGGACACAGUGCUCACGAAUUCACCACUCAGCAACUCAACACCGUAGCUCUACCUAAUGCGUACAGUAUGGAUACGGACCAUUUUGAUGGGCUGAUAAAAAAUUUGAGCCACCUUAUCGAAGCUGGAGAAAUUAGCAACGAUUUGGCUUCCCAGUUUGUCUAUCAACUGAUUGCUGAGUUAGCGAAACCGUCUCCGUCUGCUCGCGAAAAGCAGAAAGAAUCUGAAAACGAGAAGUUCCCCGCCAGGAAAUUUGACAAAUCCCAAAGAGUGACGGAUAAUCUCAGCACAAAAACUGCAGGCACACCAGUAGUGAGAAAUUCAAAAGGAGCUAUUAUUGUCAAGCCGCAGGAAGGGCCACAGGUUUAUUCAAAUGACACUGUAACUCUGCAAUUUGAAGGUACCUUUCUUUUAACCAAGAAUGUCAGCACGAUAAAUUUGCUCUGUGCAACUGCCGGAGUUAGCAAUCUUAAAUAUACUUGGACCAAAGAUGGAAUGCCAUUGAAGCCUGUUGAGAAGGUGACUUUCGAAGCCAAUGGCAAAGUCCAGAUUUUGAACCCCACUGAGAACGAAAUGGGGGUGUAUCGUUGCACAGUGGACAAUGAACAUUUUCAAGACAUGGCACUGUCUUACGCAGAAGCUCCAGCUAUACUGUCAUCUGAAAAAAAUAUUGUCAGUUUUCAGCUUCGGAAUCUGUCUGUCUCUGUGGGAGGUACAAUCCUAGCCAGAACGGGGACCAAUAUUCUGCUGGAAUGUCCUGUCAAAG
Thamnophis sirtalis is the source of this 3010-nucleotide messenger RNA. The record is from RefSeq and is a predicted model, not a curated record. NCBI's taxonomy places the organism in Eukaryota, Metazoa, Chordata, Lepidosauria, Squamata, Natricidae.